Molecule: messenger RNA, 2046 nt
Organism: Pygoscelis adeliae (Adelie penguin)
Lineage: Eukaryota; Metazoa; Chordata; Aves; Sphenisciformes; Spheniscidae
Product: myosin-IIIb-like
Exons: 21
Coding region: 1-2046 (681 amino acids)
Cellular component (GO): myosin complex
Molecular function (GO): ATP binding; protein binding; cytoskeletal motor activity
Source: RefSeq, a predicted model, not a curated record
AUGAACCCCUUCCAGCCCCUGCCGGUGUACGGGAGGGAGGUCUCCGAGCGGUACCGGCACCACGAGACAGGCACGCUGCCGCCCCACAUCUUCGCCGUGGCCAGUCGGGCCUACCACGCCAUGCUGGGCCGCCGGGGUGGCGGGCCCCAGAGCCAGUGUAUCGUCAUCAGUGGAGAGAGUGGUGCAGGGAAAACAGAGAGUACGAAGCUAUUGUUGCAGCACAUAAUGAACCUAUGCAAAGGCAACUCACAGCUGGAGCAGCAGAUCCUUCAGGUAAAUCCGUUGCUUGAAGCUUUUGGCAAUGCACAGACUGUGAUGAAUGACAACAGCAGCCGCUUUGGAAAAUACAUACAGCUGCGUUUCCAGAAGAAUACAGUGCGAGGUGCAAAGCUGAGUGAGUACCUGUUAGAGAAGUCACGGGUAGUGCAACAAGAUACCGGGGAGAGGAAUUUCCAUAUCUUCUACUACAUGUUUGCUGGACUCUCUUUGGAAGAAAAGGAGAUGUAUGGGCUAUUGGAUCCUUCACUCUACAGGUACAUAAGUGGACGAUUUGGUACACAGGAUGUAGCUCAACGCUGGAAGCACAAAUACCAAGAGGUGUGCAAUGCCCUUGACAUGGUGGGCUUCCAAGAACAGGAGCAAGUGGACAUGCAGGCUAUCUUGGCUGGCGUGUUGUCUCUGGGCAAUGUGACCUUUGAGCCUGAGGAGAGUAAUGGAUCUGUAAAAGUGAGUGAAGCCUCCCGGGGAUGGCUGAAGGCUGCAGCGGGUCAGUUUGGAGUCCAAGAAGAUGAACUGUUAAAAUGCCUUAUUUGUACGAUGUCAGUGACCCGAGGCGAGCAGAUUCAGCGUUUUCACACCCAGCAGCAGGCAGAAGAUGCUCGGGACUCCAUUGCAAAGGUGGCAUAUGGCCGAGUAUUUGGCUGGAUCGUUUGCAAGAUCAAUGAACUGCUGGCUGAGAACGUGGAUUCUGAGGUGGAACUGAGGGAGAUAGGUAUCUUGGAUAUUUUUGGGUUUGAAAACUUUGCAGUGAAUCGUUUCGAACAGCUUUGCAUAAACUUGGCCAAUGAGCAGCUGCAGCACUUCUUCAACCAUCACAUUUUCCAGCUGGAGCAGGCUACCUACAAGGAAGAAGAGCUGCCUUGGGAGACUAUCACAUUCAACAAUAAUCAAGCUAUUCUGAAUCUGCUCCUGGCCAAGCCACUUGGGCUUAUGUCUCUUCUGGAUGAGCAGAGUGCAUUCCCUCAGGCAACUGAUAAGACAUUUGUGGAUAAACUAAACAGCAGCUUCAAGGGGAAUUUACACUUCCAGCCAGGCCGAAGCCAUGUUUUGGGCUUCAGCAUCAUUCACUAUGCUGGGAAGGUACAAUAUACUGCUGGGGGCUUUCUAGAGAAGAACAGAGACACCUUGCCAGCCAACGUUCGUGGGCUUUUCAUCAAGAGCAUCACUCCCUUGCUCAGUGUGCUGUUCACAGGCAAGUCCCUCUGCUAUGCCACUGUCUCCAGGACGGGGACACUGAUGCCUCAUGUGAAAGCCAAGGUCAUACCAGGAGCAGACAACAAGUUCAACAGCACACGAAAACAGUCUGUUGGAGCUCAGUUCCGGCAUUCCCUGAUGGUGCUCAUGGAAAGGAUGUAUUCUGCCAACCCGCACUUUGUGCGCUGUAUAAAGCCCAACAACCAGAAGGAGCCAGGUGUGGUGGACAGCCAGAUGGUGCUGCUGCAGCUCCGGUACAACGGACUGCUGGAGACAAUCCGUAUCCGAAGAGAUGGCUUCUCCUGGAGACCGUCAUUUGAGGAAUUUGCUGAAAGGAAGUCACGACUUUUCUUUAAAUAUUGGCACCAGGGACAGCUGGCAAAGUAUGUGGAGCGACUGGAAAGAGCAGCAGUUGUCAUACAGAAAGUUUUCAGGGGAUUCAGAUACAGGAAGAGUUACCUAAAACUGGUGGCUGAGCUGAGAGCUCAGGCACAGCGGCUACAGGAGGAGGCAGAGAGAGAAAGAAGCCGGCAGCUGGCAAUAGAAGCAGAGGCCCAGAUCCACUCCUUUUGA